Molecule: messenger RNA, 2069 nt
Organism: Rattus rattus (black rat)
Lineage: Eukaryota; Metazoa; Chordata; Mammalia; Rodentia; Muridae
Gene: Fgg
Product: fibrinogen gamma chain
Exons: 9
Coding region: 33-1370 (445 amino acids)
Biological process (GO): blood coagulation; protein polymerization; platelet activation
Cellular component (GO): fibrinogen complex
Molecular function (GO): signaling receptor binding
Source: RefSeq, a predicted model, not a curated record
GCUGGCUGGGAGCACCGGGUCACCCAGACACCAUGAGUUGGUCCUUGCAGCUCCGGAGUUUCAUUAUAAGCUGCGUGCUUUUACUACUUUCUCCAACGGGCCUGGCACAGUACACUGCUACUAGAGAUAACUGUUGCAUCCUAGAUGAGAGAUUCGGUAGUUACUGCCCAACCACUUGUGGCAUCUCAGACUUCCUGAAUUCUUACCAAACCGACGUGGACACUGACCUCCAGACUCUGGAAAACAUCUUACAACGAGCUGAAAACAGAACCACAGAAGCCAAGGAACUGAUCAAAGCCAUCCAGGUUUACUACAACCCGGACCAACCCCCAAAGCCGGGUAUGAUAGAGGGCGCCACUCAGAAGUCUAAGAAGAUGGUAGAAGAAAUCUUGAAGUACGAAGGACUGUUACUAACCCAUGAGUCGAGUAUCCGGUAUUUACAGGACAUCUAUACUUCAAAUAAGCAGAAGAUCACGAACCUGAAACAGAAGGUGGCCCAGCUCGAAGCUCAGUGCCAGGAGCCUUGCAAGGACUCCGUGCAAAUCCAUGACACAACCGGAAAAGAUUGUCAGGAUAUCGCCAACAAGGGCGCCAAAGAAAGUGGACUUUACUUCAUUCGGCCUUUGAAAGCCACGCAGCAGUUCUUAGUGUACUGUGAAAUCGACGGAUCUGGAAAUGGCUGGACCGUAUUGCAGAAGAGGCUUGAUGGCAGUGUGGAUUUCAAGAAGAACUGGAUUCAGUAUAAAGAAGGAUUUGGACACCUGUCACCUACUGGCACCACAGAGUUUUGGCUGGGCAAUGAGAAGAUUCAUCUGAUAAGCAUGCAGUCCACCAUCCCAUACGCAUUGAGAAUACAGCUCAAAGACUGGAGUGGCAGGACCAGCACCGCGGACUAUGCCAUGUUCAGGGUGGGUCCUGAAUCCGACAAAUACCGCCUGACCUAUGCCUACUUCAUUGGCGGAGAUGCCGGGGAUGCCUUCGACGGCUACGAUUUUGGUGAUGAUCCCAGUGACAAGUUUUUCACAUCCCACAACGGCAUGCACUUCAGUACCUGGGACAAUGACAACGACAAGUUCGAUGGCAACUGUGCUGAGCAGGAUGGAUCUGGCUGGUGGAUGAACAAGUGUCAUGCUGGCCACCUCAAUGGAGUUUAUUACCAAGGUGGCACUUACUCCAAGUCAUCUACUCCUAACGGUUAUGACAAUGGCAUUAUUUGGGCCACCUGGAAAACCCGCUGGUAUUCCAUGAAGGAAACCACCAUGAAGAUAAUUCCCUUCAACAGACUCUCCAUUGGAGAUGGGCAGCAACAUCACAUGGGAGGAUCCAAACAGGUCAGCGUGGAGCAUGAAGUGGAUGUUGAAUACCCGUAAAUCCUCUGCCUGGACAUUUUAAAUUAGACACAAAGAAUUAACUAUUAACUUCUAUUAGCCUGUACCAAGUUCCAAUAGUUUCCUCAAAUUUUCUUCUAUACCUCUAUAUUCGAGUUAUUAAUUUUGGUCUCUCUUAAAAUGAUAUUUAGCCAUAAAUGGACAUUAAACCCCACAUGAACCAUGUUUCUAAGUUACUUGAAUCAAAGUUAUUAAAAUUUGUUUGUUUGAAUAGACAACAUUUUGUUUGACCUUUCCCCUAAAUAUUAAAAGUAAAACUACUGUACUUUAUUUUAUGAUCAGCUGUAAUUAUUGUUUUUGUUGUUGUUGUUUCCUGAGUAUUUUUAGUAUGCACUAAUAAAAUAGGAGAAAUUUUUAGAACUUCACCUGUAUAUUUUCCAUGUAUUUUACCUCUACAUCAUUAGUAUUUAAUUCUUCUUUUUAAAUGAAAAGUUAUAUUUUUUAAUAUACCUUUUGUUUUAUUAUGUAUUCGUAGGUUGGAGACAUGUAAAGAACAUUUCCAAGGUGAUUUGCUCUUUUAACGGACUUUAUCCAAGCAGAGAGAUAUAUUUUUCCUAUGAGACCAUGGAACCUCACUUCCUUUACAGAGUUAAUGGGAUCCAUGAUGCAAACUCCAUUAGCAGUUUUAUGCUGGCGAUAAUUUAUCUACAUGCAUUUCAAUAAACAUUUUGUUUCCUAAGA